Aspergillus thermomutatus is the source of this 423-nucleotide messenger RNA. RefSeq names its product LITAF-like zinc ribbon domain-containing protein. Bases 1 to 423 code for a protein of 140 amino acids. The record is from RefSeq and is a predicted model, not a curated record. Lineage: Eukaryota; Fungi; Ascomycota; Eurotiomycetes; Eurotiales; Aspergillaceae. The transcript has 3 exons.
AUGUCUACACAUAGCGCCGACACAUACAAUGACAUGAACGAGACCCCGACACUCAAUCGAAGAGUCUCAGGCGAGACAUUACACGAAAACCCAGGGCAAGCUGAGGCUAGCCUCAAAGAGCAAAAACGCCCAAGCGACAUCAACAACCCCAAGCAGCUCAGGUAUCUGUUCAAGAAUCCGGAGUGGAUUGACUGUCCCUUUUGCCAUGAGCGCACUUUGUCCAGGGUUGAGACGAAGAGUAACGUGGGCGCUGCAGUUGUGUCCACGGCAAUGAGUGCAGUCUUCAUGCUGGCUGGUGCUGGUCCUCAAUGGGGUGGUGUGCGUGAUUUCACACAUUAUUGCUCGAAGUGUGACCACAAAGUGGCUGUCAAGUACCAUUCCAAGGGCGAUGCAGAUGUCUUUAGCCCGGAAUAUCCGAGUUAG